UGGGUGACGCAACACGGAUAGAGGAUGUCCAGUCCGUCCAUCCCUGGCCCGUCUCGUUUGCUGUGUAAUACUGUUCGCCUGCUGGAGCAGUUCUUUGAGUUCAACWCGAUUCAGAACAAUGUCACCAUGAACACUCUCUCUCAGACUAAGGAGCUCUUCAGGAGAGCGGAAGCCGUGUGCUUCGACGUGGACAGCACAGUCAUCAAGGAGGAAGGCAUUGACGAGCUCGCCAAGUUCUGCGGCGUGGGAGACGCCGUCAGAGAGAUGACCCGCAAGGCCAUGGGCGGCUCGAUGACGUUCAAGAAGGCCCUCACCGAGCGUCUCUCCAUCAUCCGGUGCUCCAGAGAACAAGUCAACAAACUCAUCACUGACCACCCGCCUCAGCUGACUCCAGGCAUCAAGGAGCUUGUGGAGCACCUGCAUGAACACAACAUACGGGUAUUCCUCAUUUCAGGGGGGUUUCGUUGUAUCGUCGAACACGUGGCCACUCAGCUGAAUAUUCCUUUGCAUCACGUCUACGCCAACCGGCUCAAGUUCUACUUCAACGGGGAGUAUGCUGGUUUCGAUGAAACGCAGCCUACAGCUGAGAGCGGCGGCAAAGGAAAGGUAAUCAGCAUGUUGAAGGAGCAAUACGGCUUCAAGACGGUGGUGAUGAUCGGAGACGGAGCCACGGACCUGGAGGCCUGUCCUCCGGCUAGCGCUUUCAUUGGGUUUGGCGGGAACGUCAUCAGGACUCAGGUGAAAGAGAGGUCCUCGUGGUACGUGACGAGCUUCGAGGAGCUAAUUAAGGAACUGGAGAAGAUUUAAAAAUCACUGGGGUGGGGGGGGGGAGUUCUGUUACUAACUUAACAUUUUAUAUUUGCACCCAAAGGCGUGCCGCUGGUGGUUUUGUUACCCAUCGCCCGCUUUUCUUUAGAGUUGAAUAGAUUUUUAUAAAAGAAACUGUUUACACUAGUCAAACAUCAUGGGGUGUUGCCCUGUUGAUUUUUAUAACACACUUAAAAUAACAAAAAAAUGUCUACAUGGAAAUUACGAUUUUAGUGUUUCUUUUGCACUUUUUACAYCCAAACCUCAUGCUAACCUGAAGGUAUUGUUAAGGCAUGUGCAAUGAGCGAUAGUUAUUUUAGAAAUGUGUUCUGUACUAAGAGCUGUGCAGCGACUUCAGUCAUUAAAGAUGACAACRUGCUACAAAGGAUGUCUGAGGAACUUUAUUAUCUUUCUUUACCGUCUUUGAACAUUUUUUCCUGUUCAACAAAAUAAAAAAGAUAAAUGAC
Austrofundulus limnaeus is the source of this 1274-nucleotide messenger RNA. RefSeq names its product phosphoserine phosphatase (gene psph). Gene Ontology annotation, molecular function: magnesium ion binding; L-phosphoserine phosphatase activity. Lineage: Eukaryota; Metazoa; Chordata; Actinopteri; Cyprinodontiformes; Rivulidae. Gene Ontology annotation, biological process: L-serine biosynthetic process; dephosphorylation. Bases 25 to 807 code for a protein of 260 amino acids. The record is from RefSeq and is a predicted model, not a curated record. Gene Ontology annotation, cellular component: cytoplasm. The transcript has 6 exons.